UCUAUAACUUCAUCUACUACCAUUACUCAAGAAAAAUCAAACUUGCCAAUUGAUUUUUAUUUAUUACAUCAAUUAAGUUCUAUUGAACAAAAAGCUAUUGACAAAAAAAUUGCAUGUGCAUUUUAUGCAG
Molecule: messenger RNA, 130 nt
Organism: Racocetra fulgida
Lineage: Eukaryota; Fungi; Glomeromycota; Glomeromycetes; Diversisporales; Gigasporaceae
Source: the annotation of a GenBank genome assembly